Talaromyces rugulosus is the source of this 642-nucleotide messenger RNA. RefSeq lists its product as uncharacterized. The record is from RefSeq and is a predicted model, not a curated record. Bases 1 to 642 code for a protein of 213 amino acids. The transcript has a single exon. NCBI's taxonomy places the organism in Eukaryota, Fungi, Ascomycota, Eurotiomycetes, Eurotiales, Trichocomaceae.
AUGGGCGAUUCUUCGACAUCUUCGACAUCUUCACGACGGCGGCGCGCCGGUGAUGCGCAAAGGGAAGACACAGAUGCAGACGCAGGAGCUGUGCAAACACCAAAUUUAGGACCCGCAACAUCCGCAUAUGACUUGCUGCAUCCGCUGUCUUCAGGCUCAUCCCCUGUGCCGAAUAGUGGGUCUCUUGCAUCGUUAGCGAGACAGCAAUUGCAGCAGCAAAUAGUAGCAACACCACCACGGAUCUCAGCAACACGCGAGGAAUCUCUCCAAUCGGAUUCGGGCACCGGCGCCACAGGCGAAUCGUUUGACCAGGAAAACAUAAGCCCACCAACGGCUUCGGCGUCUGCAAGGCUACAACAAGAGCCAAAUCAGAGCACACCCACCUCGACAUCAUCAUCGCCGAAAAUGUCAGCAGACGAAUAUAACCAGCCGCCGCAGCAUAUCCCACCUUCUCCAUACGCCUCGAUUUUCUCAGAAGGAACCGACACUAUCUCCCCCCUGGUACUGCGCCGGUGCGAUGAACAUGAUGAUAAUACAAAUGACGACCCAGUGCGAAAGUACAGCGAGUCCCUGCAGCUAUUUCGGAGAAGCGAAGAGGACCAGGGAAAGACAUGGAAACGACGGGUUGUUGAAUACAGAUAA